AUGAUUUCAACGGAUUUACCAUUCGAUUUUAACAACUUACAAUUUCCAGUAUGUCUGGCUUUUGCGAUGACCCUAAAUAAAUCGCAAGGACAGUCGUUAGAAGUUUGCGGAAUCAAUUUAGAGUUUCCCUGUUUCGCGCAUGGACGUCGCGUGUUCGCGCGCCGGAAAACCGUCUUUUUGUUUAUAUACGCACCACAAAACAAAAAAACGAUAGUUUAUGAGAAAGCUUUAAAUUGA
Molecule: messenger RNA, 237 nt
Organism: Helobdella robusta
Lineage: Eukaryota; Metazoa; Annelida; Clitellata; Rhynchobdellida; Glossiphoniidae
Exons: 1
Coding region: 1-237 (78 amino acids)
Source: RefSeq, a predicted model, not a curated record